Molecule: messenger RNA, 1055 nt
Organism: Lates calcarifer (barramundi perch)
Lineage: Eukaryota; Metazoa; Chordata; Actinopteri; Centropomidae
Product: peptidyl-prolyl cis-trans isomerase FKBP14
Exons: 4
Coding region: 125-757 (210 amino acids)
Molecular function (GO): peptidyl-prolyl cis-trans isomerase activity; calcium ion binding
Source: RefSeq, a predicted model, not a curated record
CUGCAACAACUUGUAUGAUGAAACGUCACUGCCACGUAGAGGAGCAACUGCACACCUCUGCACAACUUUUUUAGCUAUCUGUCUGUUUAUCCUGCUGUUUUUCCUGAACGCUGAGUGUGGCGGCAUGCUGCUAACCGUGCUGAGCUGGCUCUGCUCCUCCCUGCUGGUGUCUGUCAGCGGGGGAAAGCUGCCCGAGGCCGAGGUGGAAAUAGAAGUCAUGUACAGACCUUUUAUCUGUCACCGAAAAUCAAAGUACGGAGAUAUCCUGCUGGUGCAUCACGAGGGAUACUUUGAGAAUGGGACCAAGUUUCACGACAGUCGAGCAGAAGGUGACAAGCAGCCAGUGUGGUUCACUCUGGGCAUCAGAGAAGUGAUCAAAGGCUGGGAUAAAGGCCUGCAGGACAUGUGCUCUGGAGAGAAGAGGAAACUGGUCAUACCUCCAGCCCUGGCCUAUGGGAAAGAAGGGAAAGGUAAGAUUCCACCUGAAAGCACAUUGACCUUUAUCAUUGAGGUGCUUGAGAUCAGAAAUGGGCCGAGAUCGCACGAGUCCUUCCAGGAGAUGGACCUCAACGAUGACUGGAAACUCUCUAAACAUGAGGUCAAAGCAUACCUGAGGAAGGAGUUUGAGCGUCACGGCUACCCUCCCAAUGACACUCUACAUGAGAACAUGGUGGAGGAUAUCUUUGCCAAAGAGGAUGAGAACAAAGAUGGCUUUAUAUCCUCCAGAGAGUUCACUUACAAACACGAUGAACUUUAAAGUCUCUCCCAGUCCCAUGUCUCACUCACAAUGCUUUGCUUUGGUGCAGAGUUUAUUGCAAAGAUUCUCUCAGGUUACCUGAAGUGUUUUUAUAGAGGCUUUGUAUUCAUGUGAUGUGUGUGACACUUAAACCCAUUCAGUGUAAAGCUGUGUGUAGUGGGUUUUGAGCCAGUGGGUUCACUACUUUUAGUGGUAUUUCACCUUAUCAGGUCUUUUCUUUUUUGUGUGUUUACUUCCUUGAAUGGCAAAAAAAACCCCAACAAAUUCUGGGACCACUGUCAGCUUUACUUUUUUUUUU